AUGGAUCAUUCAAAUGUUCGAACAUUCAAAAGACCGCUUGACAUUCCAACAAGAGAGCAACUAGCGGCCAUUUUCAGUCCGCAUAAGAGGCUAAAAUGCUCUCAGCCAUUGGAUAAUCUGUCAGUGCCUAGAGUAACCCACUACACAAACGAUGAAAACAUAUCAACCAAUUCCAAUUUGUCAACCACUAAACAAAAUAAUCUUGAUGCAAACCACAACCACAACCAAUUCAAUCCAAUCCAACCGGAAAACAAAAAUGAUGCACCUUUAUUAAACUCGGUGCCACCAAACAUUGUACCUAUCGUUCAUCCACCAGCAAUCACUUCCGAUUUCUUCACAGAUGUCACUACUGAUUUAAGUAAUGAAAAAACAGCUCAACAAAUUUACAGCAUCAUUAAGAAGUUCCCACCACCAAUUCCACCCCCACCGCCACUGUUUUCAGAACUUGAUGGUGAAGUGAGUGAUGAUGAGGGAGGUGGAAUAAUGGUACCAUUCAUUUAUCCACCUCCACCCGUUGUCAAUAUUGAUAAAUUGCCGUUUUCAUUGACUGAGUUUAAACGAAAAUUUCAAAACUCAUUGAAGGAGUUGGAAGAGCGUGAUAAUAAUGCAAAUGCUAGAAAAUCUGCGGAGGAAAGUUUAUUGAGGGGGGAAAACUCGCUUGACGCAAAUGAUGCUGGGGGAUUGCGGACAAGUCAUCCUGAACCAAAAACCGCUAGUGUUGCGCCUACACCUCAAACUCCUCCAGCACUAGGUCCGGCAAAAAGAGGAAGAAAACCAAAGAUAAGACCUGAGCUAAUGCAAGCGAAAAUGAAGGAGGAAGCAAAAGGAAGAGCGCAGGAAAAAGCUGAAGCCGAAGCAAGGGAAAGAAAAGAGAGUUUAGAAGCAGUAGCUUCUGAAAAUGAAAUACGGGAAGGCAGUGCAAAGCGUGAUUGGCAAUCUGGCAACGCUGAUUCUGCUGUUGAAAAUGAUCAUUACGUGUAUGUACAAGCGCCUCCUUUACCAUUUCCACCUCCAAAUUAUAUGACAUAUCCGCUAUCAGCUCAAAAGUCUUCCCUAGUACCGGACGAUGUGUUCACUUCUCUACUAGAAGCUAAUGAACAGUUACCGCGAGUUGACAUGGUGUUGGCUAGUGCUGCUGGAACCCUUUUCGAUUUACGACAAGAAGCUUCGGAAAAGGGGUUAACCAAAGAUGGUCUUGAAGUGCAAAAAUUGAGAAAAGGAGCUGUUGAAAUAUCACUGGAUGAGUCAAGUGAUGGUGAGGUUCCAAGCACAAGAGUACUAUACAAUGAUGAAAACUAUUACUCCAAAAUUGACGAUGAGAAUUAUCAAGAUGUAUAUCAAGCUCAAUGGCCCAAAGUUAAUAUCUUCAACAAGAGUUAUGCCGAUCCAAUGUUUGCCAUAGUGAAUUCACAAUUGAGUAAUGUUAAAGAGAAGUCAUCUGUUGACAAUGAAAAGGAAUUGGAGAAUGUUCAUGCGUACCCUCAUGAAGCAAUGACAGGAUUAGAGAGAAUUGAUAGACUUAGCUUAUUUCCUUCAUCUUCACGAGAAUUUACAAUGAGUAACGGAGCAAUGAAAGAAAGGAGAAGGAAAACCUUGCGUACACAUUUGGAAAAUAUGGAAGAAUUUGAACAGAGGAAUAGAGAUGAUAUUUAUCGAGCUAAGAAAUACAAACUCCUUCAACGAAUUGAUAAUUUAAGAACUAGCAAAGUUCGUUUCCGAAAAUCGGUAAUUCGUGAUGAUGAGCUACAACAAAUUCAACGUCAAUUGGAAAUUGAGCGUGAUUAUGAAUUGGUUAAGUUGAAAUUAUUUGAACAAUACGAAUUAUUGAAAAACUCAUUGAUCUUUUAUGAAGAGUCUAACAAGGUUUAUAAGCAUUUGAAUAUGAUUUUGAUCAACAAGUUGGAGAAAUUAAAAAAUUUUUUUGGAUAUCAACAAGAGUUAUUUACUCAUUUGUUGGAACAACAAAACAAAAGUGGUGGAGGUGAUGUAUUAGAUAUAUCGAAUAAGAAUUCGUCAAAGUUGUUCCAAGGAAUAUCGUUGAAAAAUGCCGAUAAACCUGCAUCGUUAUCAUCUUCGGAUGAGGCUAAUGAUGAAACCAAUGGUCAGGUAGACCACGCUAGUGAAUCAGAUAAAUUACUAAAUGAAAUGUUGAACUCGUCAUCCAAAUUUGCCUUAGUUCAUGAUUUUAUGCCAUUAAUCACUCAAGAAGAGUUCAACAUAAUCACUAGUGAUGUACCCAAAAAGCUUAAACCAACAACCUCAACAAAGACAUCAAUGAAGCAUCAAAUUUUUGCUAAUCCAAUUUAUGAUCGACUAAUGACAUCUGGAUCAGAUACCAAUGCCAGUGACUCAAAUACUAGUGGAUUCAAAAGUGGCUCACCACAACCACAACUGGUGCAGCCAGGUCCAAAGAGAAGAGGCAGACGAGCAGCUACAAACACAGCACAAACUAAUGUACCGUCUGUUUCUUCAUUGAAUGGUAAUGCUAGUGCUUCGGAAAGGAACGGCGGUGGUGGUUCAUUAAACACAAUGUCUGCUGCUACUGCAACAACUGCAACAAUGCAAAACACCUAUAUGAGGGAUUCAGUUGCUUUUAACCAUCAAUACACUGAAGCCGGAUUAUUAGCCAAGAUUACUAAACAAUUUUAUGGUCCACAAAUGGCUAAUCCUUAUGAAUUAAAUCAUGAUUUGCUGAUGAUGGGUAUAGAUACGAGGUGGCCAGUUGGGAAAUAA
This is a messenger RNA of Lodderomyces orthopsilosis Co 90-125, 2733 nucleotides long. RefSeq names its product Fgr47p (gene FGR47). The record is from RefSeq and is a predicted model, not a curated record. Bases 1 to 2733 code for a protein of 910 amino acids. The transcript has a single exon. Lineage: Eukaryota; Fungi; Ascomycota; Pichiomycetes; Serinales; Debaryomycetaceae.